AUUCCACGGUAUCCUGGAGACCAAAGCAGGAGAAGCUGAGGGCCUUAGGGGAAGGUCUUCCUCCUUCAGCUGGAGGGAACAUGGCAGGGAACAGAGGAGUGACCCUGUUUGUCCUGCUGCUGUCUUGCUGGCAUGAAACCAAGCUCCAACCGAUCAAUAUGACUUCAGGUCCAACCACUGAAAUGCCACCCAGUUCAAAAAGUCAAGAGGAUAUGCCUGGAGUAUUUGAUGAAAUUCUAGUCCGAGAGAUGCUGGAUCCAAAUAAAUCAUCAAUGGCUGGAAAACAAAGGACGGCAUCAACAAUAUCAACAAAAUUAUUCAUGGGAAAAAAUUCCAACCUGGAUGAGAAUUUUCAAGUUGGUGCUCCUCAGAAUUAUCAUGGACUCCCAGAUAAUUCACAGUUCUCUCUUGGCAGUGAGGACAAAAUUUUCAAUAAUGAACCCAGCAUUGAUGAGAGUUACCAAAUUGCCGGUCCUGAGGGUUAUGGUGAAUCACAGUUCUCUCCUGCCGGAAAGAAGAACUCACAAAAUGAGCAAUAUAAAAAACUAUCAAUUCUGGACAAAAUCCUUCAAAACAUUGGAAAAACUUCAGCAGGAAACUCUCUCCAGUAAGUGGAAGGGAACGGGGAGGCUCUGAAGAGGUGCAGAGGACAGUCAACACGGCCAUCUGCUCUGAAGGAGCCCCCUCUAUAGGAAAUCCAGACUUUGUGAGACCCCACAGCCCCUCAGGAAUAAAGAGCAUAUAUGUACACAUGUUGUUAA
Molecule: messenger RNA, 761 nt
Organism: Callorhinus ursinus (northern fur seal)
Lineage: Eukaryota; Metazoa; Chordata; Mammalia; Carnivora; Otariidae
Gene: SPACA7
Product: sperm acrosome associated 7
Cellular component (GO): acrosomal vesicle
Source: RefSeq, a predicted model, not a curated record